AUGAUUAUCAAACAUAAAAGGAAGUUGACUAACAGAAAGAUCGCAAAAGACAGAAAAGAAAUUCCAACAAACAAAAUAAAUUUCAAAACAUCCUUUCCACAAGAUAUCAAUGAACCUUGCUCACAAUUCCGUCUAAGAAGAAAUUCAAGAUUAUUUCACAGUUCAACUCACUCUCGAUGUUAUCAAACAAGCAAGUCGAAUCAUCAUCAGCUGAAAUUGACGAUGAAAAAUGCUCAUAUGACGUAA
Chironomus riparius is the source of this 246-nucleotide messenger RNA. The record is from the annotation of a GenBank genome assembly. NCBI's taxonomy places the organism in Eukaryota, Metazoa, Arthropoda, Insecta, Diptera, Chironomidae.